Talaromyces amestolkiae is the source of this 3288-nucleotide messenger RNA. RefSeq lists its product as uncharacterized. The transcript is spliced from 6 exons. NCBI's taxonomy places the organism in Eukaryota, Fungi, Ascomycota, Eurotiomycetes, Eurotiales, Trichocomaceae. The record is from RefSeq and is a predicted model, not a curated record. Bases 1 to 3288 code for a protein of 1095 amino acids. Gene Ontology annotation, molecular function: heme binding; iron ion binding; monooxygenase activity.
AUGGGCAGUGUGGAUGAUCAAUCACACUGCUAUCAGUGUCUCGAUGCUGAGGUAGAGGAUCGAUACGAGCGGGAGCGACAGAUUCAAUUGAAAGCUCGGGGUAAAAUUUCGGACAUUGAAAUCGACCGGAGUGAACAGUUUCGAUCAUUCGCUCGAGACCUCUGGCGAGAUGAAACCGGACUGCUAGAAACAACUAGAGAAAAGCUGAUUCAACAACGCCAUCACAGAGUUCUUAUUGUCGGCGCUGGCCUUGGAGGCCUUCUCUUUGCCGUUCGCCUCAUACAGACUGGCAAGUUUACUGCAGAUGAUCUGGUUCUCGUUGAUACAGCAGCCGGCUUUGGAGGCACCUGGUACUGGAAUCGGUAUCCAGGGCUCAUGUGCGAUACUGAAAGCUACAUAUACAUGCCUCUUCUUGAAGAGACCGGAUAUAUGCCUCAGCAUAAAUAUGCAUCAGGUGCUGAAAUUAGAACACAUUGCGAAAGAAUUGCUCAAGUCUACAGUCUGUCUGAGCGUGCCAUCUUGCGAACCAAGGUCAAUCGUUUGGAUUGGGACGAAAACCAAAAGUGCUGGACAGUUUCAGCUACCCAGUUAGGGCUUGAUGAUGAUAGCCAAACGCCCAUUCAGCUAGACGCAGACUUUGUCCUUCUUGCAUCAGGAGCAUUCGCCAGCCCCAGGAUUCCAGAUUUCCCUAAUACGUUGGACUAUAAAGGCAAGCUUUUUCACACGGCACGUUGGGACUACGGCUACACGGGCGGCACUCCAAACAAACCAGAGCUCACCAAGCUUAGAGAUAAACGGGUAGCUAUCAUUGGCACUGGCGCCAGCGCGAUUCAAGCCGUUCCGCAGCUGGCAAAAUUCUGCCGGGAACUCCUCGUAUUUCAGAGGACGCCGGCUGCGGUUGAUGAACGCAAUAAUCGAUGCACGGAUGCGAAGUGGUGGCAGGAGACGGUGCAGAUGGAGGGUAAAGGGUGGCAGCGACGAAGGAUGAAAAACUUCAAUGCUUUUACCUGUAACGAGAAGCCACUUCCCGCGGAAAAUCUGGUGGCCGAUGGGUGGACUGAAAUGCCCUCCUUCAGCUUGUUGAUUGGGGGUCCGCAGUGUCUUGAUCCUGAAUAUGUUGACAAAAUGCGAUCGGUUGAUGCGACUAGACAGAAAAAAGUUCGUGCGCGAGUCCAUGAUAUCGUGCCAAAUUCGGACUCUGCAGAUCUUCUUCAACCCUGGUAUCCCGGGUGGUGCAAGCGCCCCUGUUUUCACGAUGACUACUUGGGUGCGUUUAAGCAGUCGAACGUCAAACUGAUUGAUAUCCGCCACCAUGGGAUCAGUCACUUUACCCCCAAAGGAAUCGUGGUUGAUGGGACAGAACAUGAGCUGGAUGCGGUCAUCCUCAGUACGGGAUAUACCGUACCCGUCACUCGACACAGUCCAGGGUCCCGUGCAGACAUUGUAGUGACUGGUCGAGACGGACUGACCAUGGAAGACAAAUGGAACAAUGGACUGGCAACUCUACAUGGUGUCAUGACACAUGGUUUGCCAAAUCUCUUCUUUACUGGCAGUAGUCAAGCCGGUGCUUGCGUGAAUCUUACCUAUGUCUUAGAUGAGACCGCCAUACAUGUGGCUCAUAUCCUCUCUAAGGCGAUGAGUAAAUGCUCAUUUUUGUCUCAGAAAGUGGUGAUAGAGCCCACUACCCAGGCAGAAGAGGAUUGGGCCCACCAGAUACUCUCUCGUGCGGCUGCUUUGCGUGGUAUCGCUGGUUGUACACCCGGCUACCUCAACGGCUAUGGCAUGAUACCGACAUCGAUGACAGUAGAAGACCAAAUGAAGGCAGCCAGACUGGCGCCAUGGGGAGAGGGCAUUGCGAGUUACGUUGUUCAAUUGGAAGCAUGGAGAGCUGAUGUCAACGGAAGGAAGCUGUUCGAAUUUGGGAAAUCCCAGGCGAGAAAGCGAUUUUAUCAAGAUGCUGCUGGUUUAAUUCAAAGCGGUCUCCGUAAGGCCGAUGCCUUUCGCAUCAUUACACACAAUGAAACUCUGAUUGUGCUAGCUCCAAAAUUUGCCCGUGAAAUCCGGGACCACCCUGACCUUGACAGUACAACGGUUUUCUUGAAAACGUUCCACGCUCAUAUUGCAGGAUUUGAGGUCCAAAGGCAAAUUGAAAACCAGGGAAUUGUUCAAGAGCUUAUUCGGACAAAAAUUACUCGAAGCCUAACCAAAUUAACCGGGACCCUUGCUGCCGAGUCUUCUCUACUGUUGAAGCAGGAAUGGACCGAUAAGAGAGAUUGGCAUGCAAUUCCCGUCCACGAAACUGUGACUUCCCUGAUAGCCCAAUUAUCUUCACUUGUCUUCGCUGGCGAAGAACUAUCUCGCAAUACGGAGUGGCACAAGACUGUCAUAGGUUAUGCGGAGAGUAUGCAUAAGGCAACGCAUCAGCUCAAUCAGUGGCCCAAAUUUGCUCGGCCCAUAGUAGCUCGUUUCAAUCCAACUUGUCGAAACCUUCGGCAACUCAUCGCGCGUGCAAGAGAACUUAUGCUACCUGUGCUCCAGAAAAGGGCCUUGGCGAAGGAAGCAGGGUUUCAGAAAGACCACCAAGACUCUCUGCAAUGGCUAGACGAAAUUGCCAAUGGUCGAAAGCAUGAUCCUGUUUUGAUGCAAAUGCUGUUGGCACUUGCUUCGAUCCAUACUUCCAGUGAUAGUCUCUCUCAGGCUCUCUAUGAUAUCUGCAGCUAUGGGAACCGGAAAACCCUGGUACAAGAGCUUCGCGACGAGAUUGUAUCGGCUAUAAGAGAAUCGGGGUGGGAAAAGGGUACUUUACAGAAACUGAAGCUGAUGGACAGCGUGUUAAAGGAGUCCCAGCGGCUCAAACCAGUCGCAAUCUUGGGUAUGAAUCGCCACGCGCACCAAAAAGUUGAAUUAUCGGAUGGGACUAUCAUUCCGAAAGGUGCCUCCGUCCUUAUUGCUAACUUUAGCAUGUGUGAUGCGGAUGUGUAUUCCGAUCCAGCUACAUUCGACCCCUAUCGAUUUCUUCGACAACGCGAAGCUGGUGAUUCAUCAGCGCUUUUUGUAUCCCCAUCUCCAGAGCAUUUGGGAUUUGGUUAUGGCAAACAUUCAUGUCCGGGACGGUUCUUUGUCGCUAACGAGAUCAAGAUCGUGCUAGCUCACAUGCUCUUGAAAUACGAUAUACAAUUGCUAGAAUCUUCUACUCCCACUGUGAUGAAGAUUGGAAUAGCAUUAAGUGCGAAUCCAACGGCGAAGCUUUCUAUUCGACGCAGACAGGAGGAAAUUUCCCUUGAUUAG